Calliphora vicina (urban bluebottle blowfly) is the source of this 1374-nucleotide messenger RNA. It is a transcript of the gene TwdlW, whose product is annotated as TweedleW. The transcript has 2 exons. NCBI's taxonomy places the organism in Eukaryota, Metazoa, Arthropoda, Insecta, Diptera, Calliphoridae. The record is from RefSeq and is a predicted model, not a curated record. Bases 82 to 1080 code for a protein of 332 amino acids.
ACAAGCAACAGCAUUUCAAGUAACAACUAAAAAAGCACAGCUUUUCUUUAACUAAACUAAAUCUUCAACCCAAGCUUAAACAUGAAGAUCUUUGUGACGAUUUUGGUAGCAUCUACCUUGGCUAUGGCCACCGCAGACAUUAGUUUGAAAUCGGGUUACAGCUAUAAUGGCAACAAUAUUGCACCACCGGCUUACUACAUGCAACAACAGCAGCAACAACAACAGCAACCCCAAUAUCCAACUCAAAACAUAAUUCCCUCCUCUUUCCUCAAGCCCAACUCACAAUAUUUGCCCCAAUCUCAGUUGCAGCAUCAAAAUCAACCCCAACUGCAAUUGCAGCAAAACCAAAGGUAUCCAGCACCCCAAAAACAACAACAGUUUAUGCAACUCCCCAUGCCAGCCGAUUUCCCCUCGAUGUUCAGUUUCCAACCCGCUGUCAACACUAAGCCCGUUCGUCGUUAUCGUCCCCGUGUUCGUAUGCCCAAGAAACCAAUUGUCACCAAGAACUUUUUCAUUCACUCGGCUCCCGAAGAAACCCAGGCUGAAAUCGAUGAGGAAUUAGCCGCUUUGCAACAACAACCCCGCAAACACUACAAUGUUUUGUUCGUUAAGACCCCCAGCCAAACCAACAAAGCUGCCGCUCUCAAUUUGGCCAAGGCGAUUAAGGAAGAAAAAACAGUUGUCUAUGUUUUGGCUAAGAAAACCUCUGCCACCGAUUUGCAAGAUGCCAUCAAAGAUUCUCCCCAAACCAUCAACAAACCUGAGGUGUUCUUCAUCAAAUAUCGUACACCCGAAGAGGCUGCCAAUGCCCAGCGUCAAAUUCAAUCUCAAUACGAUAGUUUGGGUGGAUCCACCACUAUCACUGAUGAAGGUAUUGCUCCCGCUACUUCUGUUAUUGGAUCUUUGGAUGCUUCUGAGGAAGAAGAAGAGGAAGAGACCCAACUGCAACAACAACAACAGCAAUUGGACAACUCACAAGAGCAGCAAAUCCAAAGCGGUCACUAUGACGAUCAACAAUUGGUGAAUGCUCUGCAGUCGUCGAACAACAACGGUUACUUGCCACCCUCAAAUCAAUACUAAUUAAGAUCUUCACUGUUAGAUAAUUUUGUUAUUUAGUUAAAUAGUUAAAAAAGCUGUUACGAUGAUUGUAUUCGAUCCGUUUUUUUUACACUAGCACAAUCAUUCGGUUUUUUUGAAUGAUGCGGUUUUAAUACAAUCUGGUCUUUUGUUACAUUUUUGACUAGUUUUAAAUGUUUAACCAACCCAUUUAUGUUUAAGAAUUUUUAGUUUUAAGUUUCAAUUCACUGUUUUAGAACAAUUUUCAUUAAUAACUUCACAAUAAAAUUGCUUGCCAUAAUUUAAAAUAUAAAAUGA